Messenger RNA from Sycon ciliatum, 1680 nucleotides. RefSeq names its product 3-methylmercaptopropionyl-CoA dehydrogenase-like. Gene Ontology annotation, molecular function: flavin adenine dinucleotide binding; oxidoreductase activity, acting on the CH-CH group of donors. The record is from RefSeq and is a predicted model, not a curated record. The coding region runs from base 1 to 1680 and encodes 559 amino acids. The transcript has a single exon. Lineage: Eukaryota; Metazoa; Porifera; Calcarea; Leucosolenida; Sycettidae.
AUGCUUGACACUGCAAAGCAGAUAUCUGACAAUCUCCUCUUCCCUAUUUACACUGAGAUGGAUGAGAAGAAACCAACUAAGGGAGAUGGCGUUGUUCAUGUUCAUCCAGACAUGAAGAAAAUCAUGAAGGAAGUUGGAGAAUCUGGUUGGAUUGUGGCACAAGAAGACUUCCAUCAUGGAGGACAGCAAAUGCCAGCUACCGUUUACAAUGCUGCCAAUUUCAUUUUCCAUUCUGCAAAUACAUCGGCAGCAUCAUAUUUCGGACUAACAAUGGGUUCUGCCGAGUUAAUUUCUGCUUUCGGCUCUAAGGAGUUGCAAGAAACUUACAUGACCAAAAUGUUUGCUGGCCAGUGGCAAGGAACAAUGGCACUUACCGAACCACAUGCAGGAAGUUCGUUAGGCGACAUCUACUCUACUGCAACUGAAACAGCAGAUGGUUCUUAUAAGAUUAAGGGCCAAAAAAUAUUCAUUUCUGCUGGUGAUCACGAUGCUGUUGAGAAUGUGGUUCAUCUAAUGUUGGCCAAGAUUGACGGUGGUCCGGCUGGGUCAAAAGGAAUCUCUCUUUUUGUUGUUCCAAAGCACAGACCCGAAAACGGAGAAUUGGUUUACAACGAUGUUUUUACGGCAGGUUUUGAAGCAAAAAUGGGAAUGAAAGGUUGCCCUGUAAUGCAUUUAGUGAUGGGAGACAAUGACAACUGCAAAGGCUGGUUGGUUGGCGAGCCGCACAAUGGUUUACGUUAUAUGUUUCAAAUGAUGAAUGGUGCCAGAAUCAGUGUUGGUAUGAUGUCUUCUGCACUUUCCUCUGCGGCAUACUAUGCAGCUCUGGAAUACGCAAACGAACGCCCACAAGGAAGAACUGUUUCAAAUCAGGACCCUUCAACUCCAAUGGAAAACAUCAUCAACUAUGCUGAUGUAAAACGCAUGUUGUUGUUCCAAAAAUCUACCAUGGAAGGUAGCUUGGCGCUUGUUUGUCAGUGUGCUAUGUAUGCAGACCUUGCCAAAGUUUCAGAAGGCGAAGAAGCUAAGAAGUACAAAUUGCUUCUCGAUUUACUUACGCCAAUGGCGAAAGCAUAUCCAUCGGAGAUUAGCGUUCAGAGUACAAGCCAAGGCAUGCAGGUUUUAGGUGGAGCAGGAUUCUGUUCUGAUUUCCCACUACAGCAGUAUUACAGAGACACUCGAAUUAAUCCAAUUUAUGAAGGAACUACUGGCAUCCAAGCUAUGGACUUAUUGGGAAGAAAAGUAACCAUGAAAAUGGGGGCUGCUGUAAUGGCGUUUGGUGCUGAACUGCAAGAGACUAUCAUGGCAGGAAUGGCAGUUGAAUCGUUGAAGCCUUACGCUACCAAGUUGGGCGGUUCUGCGCAAAAGUUCCAAGAAGUAACUAUGAAGCUUAUGGAUUUAGCACAGAAGGAAGCACCAGAAGUAUUUCUAGCAGAUGCUACACUUUACUUAGAAAAUGCUGGGAUACUAGCUGUUGCUUGGCAAUGGCUUAAGCAAGGAAUGGUGGUUGAAGCCAAACUUGCAGAAAACCCUACUGGUGAUGAACUCAAUUUUUACAAAGGAAAACAAGCUGCCUUUGAAUACUAUUUCGAGUAUGAAUUACCAAAAUCUAUUGCCCUUACAAAGCGACUUCUUAGCGAUAAUAGAUUGACCUUAAACCUUAACCCAGAAUACCUGAAUUAA